Bufo gargarizans (Asiatic toad) is the source of this 1362-nucleotide messenger RNA. RefSeq names its product branched chain keto acid dehydrogenase E1 subunit beta (gene BCKDHB). The coding region runs from base 23 to 1147 and encodes 374 amino acids. Gene Ontology annotation, biological process: response to nutrient; branched-chain amino acid catabolic process. Gene Ontology annotation, molecular function: catalytic activity. Lineage: Eukaryota; Metazoa; Chordata; Amphibia; Anura; Bufonidae. The record is from RefSeq and is a predicted model, not a curated record. The transcript is spliced from 11 exons.
UCAGUCAUUGCCAGUGCUAAACAUGGCGGCUCUGAGGAUUGUCACAGGGACUGGACGCCGGGCGGCGAGGUGUAUGGUGCGAUGGAAUCGGCACGGUGUGCAGUCACAGACGAGAUCGGCUGCACAUUUUACCUUCCAGCCAGACCUCGAGCCCACCGAAUAUGGACCCACUCAGAAAAUGAACCUUUUCCAGUCUGUACACAGUGCAUUGGAUAAUACACUAUCGAAAGAUCCAACUGCAGUGAUAUUCGGAGAGGAUGUUGCCUUUGGAGGGGUCUUCAGAUGUACUGUUGGACUGCGAGAUAAAUAUGGUAAAGACAGAGUUUUCAACACCCCCUUGUGUGAACAGGGAAUUGUUGGAUUUGGCAUUGGUGUUGCGGUUACUGGCGCUACCUCGAUUGCUGAGAUCCAGUUUGCAGACUACAUAUAUCCAGCAUUUGAUCAGAUUGUUAAUGAAGCAGCCAAAUAUCGAUAUCGAUCCGGUGACCUUUUCAAUUGUGGGAGCCUGACCAUUAGAGCACCAUGGGGUUGUGUUGGCCAUGGUGCACUUUAUCAUUCCCAAAGUCCUGAGGCCUUUUUUGCCCAUUCUCCUGGUAUAAAGGUGGUCAUACCCAGAAGUCCGAUCCAAGCAAAGGGCUUGCUGCUAUCCUGCAUUGAAGAUAAAAACCCAUGUAUUUUCUUUGAACCCAAAAUACUGUACAGAGCUGCAGUUGAGCAAGUUCCUGUGGAACCAUAUUACAUCCCUUUAUCUCAGGCUGAAGUGAUUCAGGAGGGAAGCGACGUUACUCUUGUAUCUUGGGGUACUCAGGUUCAUGUUAUCCGUGAAGUUGCAUCUCUGGCCCAAGAAAAACUUGGCUUGUCCUGUGAAGUGAUCGACUUAAGAACUAUUUUGCCAUGGGAUAUUGAAACAGUCUGUAAGUCUGUGGCAAAGACUGGCCGGUUACUCAUCAGUCACGAGGCUCCACUCACAGGAGGCUUUGCAUCGGAGAUUAGUUCUACAGUACAAGAGGAGUGCUUCUUGAAUCUCGAAGCUCCAAUCGCAAGAGUGUGCGGAUAUGACACGCCGUUUCCUCACAUAUUUGAACCUUUCUGUAUCCCUGAUAAAUGGAAAUGUUUUGAUGCUCUGCGAAAAAUGAUCAACUACUGAGUAAAGCAAUACACUUAUUGUUGGUAAAGGACCGAGUAAUGUUCUGGAGUCCAUAGAGUACCGCAGCCCUGAAUGCAGUGAAUUUCCGGUGCCUGAAAAAGACUAGACUUUCCGACAUAACAUGAAAUGGAUUAUUCACCACCAAACACUUUGUGUUAUGUGCCACUCACUCCACUAAGGGAUAUUCAGAAGAAUAAACUACAUUACUUAUUUAA